Poecilia reticulata (guppy) is the source of this 976-nucleotide messenger RNA. It is a transcript of the gene bud31, whose product is annotated as BUD31 spliceosome associated protein. Gene Ontology annotation, cellular component: nucleus; spliceosomal complex. The record is from RefSeq and is a predicted model, not a curated record. NCBI's taxonomy places the organism in Eukaryota, Metazoa, Chordata, Actinopteri, Cyprinodontiformes, Poeciliidae. Gene Ontology annotation, biological process: mRNA splicing, via spliceosome.
UUACGUAAAAAUUGCGCGCCUGACACGGGCUCGGCGUCGGAUACUUGAAGAUCGAAAACACCAGAAGGUUCUGUUUYGCUUUAGUUUUGUUCAAAACAGUCAAAAUGCCGAAAGUAAAGAGGAGCAGAAAGCCACCUCCAGAUGGAUGGGAGCUCAUCGAGCCCACUUUGGAUGAGCUGGAUCAGAAAAUGAGAGAGGCUGAAACAGACCCUCAUGAGGGGAAGCGGAAGGUGGAGUCCCUCUGGCCGAUCUUCAGGCUGCACCACCAGCGCAGUCGGUACAUCUACGAUCUCUUCUACAAAAGAAAAGCCAUCAGCAGAGAGUUAUACGACUACUGCAUAAAGGAAGGCUACGCAGACAAGAACCUGAUAGCCAAGUGGAAGAAGCAGGGCUACGAGAACUUGUGCUGCCUGCGCUGCAUCCAAACCCGAGACACCAACUUUGGAACCAACUGCAUCUGCAGAGUCCCCAAGAGCAAGCUGGAAGUCGGAAGGAUCAUUGAGUGCACUCACUGUGGAUGCAGAGGAUGCUCCGGCUGAGUGUGUUUGCCUCGAGGACUCCUCCGGUUUUCAUAAUACAAGCAUGGAGAAAUUUUUUUUUUAAUUAUUAUUAUUAUCAUUAUUAUUUCAUCUGCGUCAGAAACGCAUCAUUACCUUCACCGUCAGCUGCCCUUACGUGGGAUCAAUGUUCUGUGUUUAAACGCAGUAAGGCGAUGGGAGAACACGGAGACCGGGGGCCAUUUUUUUCUUGUCAGUUUUUCCUGUUUGUGCUUUCUGUUAUUGAAAGUUGUGGACCGUUUCUGAGUCAGACCUGUCAUUCCAGACAGCCAUGCUCGCUGUGAAGGUCGGUUCUAAUGCGUUGGUUUUCAUUUAAAGUAGAUUGAAGUAUGCUGUUUUUUUUUCUCUAGUUUUUGGAUGAAAAUCCUGAUAUCUUUCAUUAUUAUAGUAUGAUUUUUAAAUAAAACAUUUCAGUCAUU